AUGGCACCAGCAGCUGCAGCAGCCACAAGCAUGCACCAUGCCCAGUGGAAUGCCCAUUUUGGGCAUCCUCUGCCCAAGAACGUUCCGAGGAAGUUCAUGAAGAAACCACCAAAGGUUGUCCAACCAGCAAGCUGUGAAGUGUGUAAGAUCCAGUGCGAUACUCUAGAAGUUCUCAUGAUCCAUAAAACGGGUAAGAAGCACAAGAAGAAUCUGGAGAAGUUACAAGACUCCAUCACGCCUAAACCAUCAAAGCCUCUGAACAAUGCUGUUGAAACAAAUACAGCACCUGCUGCUGCCUCUGAUGGUGUGAUGCCAGUGGUACAGGCAAAGAAGAACAAGAGCUCCCCAGCAAGCGCAGAAGACCUGGAGGUGAAGAAGAGGCGAGUGCUUGAAGCUGGAGCAGCUCAAGGUGAAGUGAAAAUCUGCACAGCGUGCAAUGUCGUCGUCAACAGCCAGAAGCUUUACGAGUUCCACAUACUUGGGCAUAAGCACAAGGCCAAUGUACAGAAGCAGCAGCAGGUGGCGCAGGAACAUCAUUUAGCCUGA
Brachypodium distachyon (stiff brome) is the source of this 546-nucleotide messenger RNA. RefSeq names its product zinc finger protein 346-like. The coding region runs from base 1 to 546 and encodes 181 amino acids. The transcript has a single exon. Gene Ontology annotation, molecular function: zinc ion binding; nucleic acid binding. Lineage: Eukaryota; Viridiplantae; Streptophyta; Magnoliopsida; Poales; Poaceae. The record is from RefSeq and is a predicted model, not a curated record.